AUGUGCCACGGCUCCUUUUGGACCGGCCUUGGUGGCGGUUGGCCCCAACUUUUCGGCCCAAUCCGAAAAAAAACCAGGAAAACCCUUUUCCCGGUUCGUUGGUUCUCCACCCCACGAUUUUUCGCUGGAUUAUGUUCGGUUCGGGGCGAGGCUUCGGGGAAACUGGGUUGGGAAGGAAUUCUGAAGGGCGUUCUGGCCGCGCGGGGGGUUAGCUGGGAGGGGAACCGCGGUUUUCCGUGUCGUCCGCCCUUGUGGCGCGUUUUGCCUUUUCUGGGUCUUCUUGUGGUUGGGUUGCGGUGUGGGUCCGCAUGGCUUUCCAUGGCUGUGGUUGGGUUUCUCGUUUCUUUAGAGGUGUCGACCUGGGUGGCUGGAGAUUCGUUUGUUCGUGUUUUUUUGCUUGAUGCUGAUCAUUGUUUAUUUUGUUUCUUGUUCUACCGCGUCUGCUUCUUCUUCGACUAA
Trypanosoma theileri is the source of this 459-nucleotide messenger RNA. RefSeq lists its product as uncharacterized. NCBI's taxonomy places the organism in Eukaryota, Euglenozoa, Kinetoplastea, Trypanosomatida, Trypanosomatidae. Bases 1 to 459 code for a protein of 152 amino acids. The transcript has a single exon. The record is from RefSeq and is a predicted model, not a curated record.